GUCUUUUGUUGUGAGCCAGGUUAACCUGUGACUGUUUUGUGCAAUUAUCCUCUUAUUCUCUCGUUCGUCCAGGACUACUGUAGGAUGUUUUCGUGUGCUUUAAGUGCUUACUGUGAAUGAUCAAAGUUCCGAACAUGGGAAAAUCGAAAGAUGAUGCUACAAAGCCGUCAGGCUCGGGAAACAUGUCAGCAUCGUCGUCUCUCGAUCCCUCAGUUGUCUUUCAAGGCACUGCAGCUCCUCCUAACCCCACAGUUCCGAAGAAGAAAGGCGGUAUUCGUUCUCGUUUCACUCUCCAGCGUCUCUUGUACAGUCCUCUACUGAAUCGUCGGCGGAAAAGUUCCGCGGCCAAGUCAACUCAGUCGAAGAGUUCAGCCAAACCUAGUGCAUCGAAGACGAGUUUCGAAGAAAGCUAUUGUCAGAUGCGAUACGGAAGCGUGGGGCAAAACGGUGCCGGGGCUUCGUCGAUGGCGUGCGAUUCCUUGUCCGCUGCGUCGUUUUCUUCGUCGAGUGGGGAUCAGAAGAGUGAGAAGGUGCCGGGUGGACAAGAGUGUCCUAUGUGUUUGUCGUAUUGCAGACCAGAUAAGCUGCUCACGUUGACUGGUUGUCAUCACGUCGCAUGCAAGACGUGUUUGACGCGCUACGUUAUCAUGAGUAUCACCGAGCACCAGGGGAACGUUCACUGCUUCGAGUGUUCGGAGUUCAUGCAUCCUUCAGAUGUUCAAGCAUUAGUGAUUAAGCCGUUGGUGAUCAAAUACGAGGAUUUUAUGCUGAGGAGGGUCUUGGCUGGAGAUCCAGAUGCUCGCUGGUGUCCAGCUCCGGACUGCUCCUUUGCCGUGAUUGCUGCUGGUUGUGCUUCGUGCCCGAAGCUCAAGUGCAAACGACCGGGAUGUGGUAUGCAGUUUUGCUACCAUUGUAAAGCUGAAUGGCAUCCGAAUCAAACCUGCGAUGCUGCCAGGGCAGAACGGGAGCCACGAUUUAGAUCUUCGUCACUGUCAUUCUCUUAUGACAUACCAUUUCAAAAAGAACAAAUUAAGCCUUGCCCAGUGUGCAGGUCUUUGAUCAUGAAGCAAGAAGAUGGGAGCUGCAAUCAUAUGGUUUGUUCUGUAUGCUCGACCGAAUUUUGCUGGCUGUGCAUGAAGCAAAUCUCAGACCUUCAUUAUCUAAGCCCGUCUGGUUGCACGUUUUGGGGUAAAAAGCCAUGGUCUCGGAAGAAGAAGAUCAUGUGGCAACUCGGGAUGUUGAUUGGAGCUCCCUUGGGAAUCGCUCUCAUCGCUGGGAUCGCAGUUCCAGCCAUCGUGAUUGGGAUCCCUGUGUUGGUGGGUCGUAGGAUCUACCGGAACACUGAAUACCCCUCUGGCUACAAGCGGAACAUGCUCAUCUUUGGAGGAGUCGUGGCUUCGGUGUUCGUGUCGCCGGUACUGGCCGGCGCCGCGGUGGGUUUCGGAGUCCCCAUGCUGUUGGCGUACGUCUACGGCGUCGUUCCGGUGUCGCUCUGCCGAUCCGGCGUCUGCGGCAUCUCCACUUCCGCAUCCGGCGUCCGAUUGGACUUCGACGAGGCGGAAGACGGCAUUUCCGGCCGACUGGCCGCCAUGGGAGACGAGAUUCGGAGAAAGUCGGAAGAAGAGGACGACACGGAUGGUCGGUUGCCGUCGGGUGCGAAUGAAAUGAUGGCUGAGGGCUCGAGCGUCGUGGGCAUGUCGAUGACGCUGUCGUUGGGCGACGGAUCCAGUUGUCACACGGUGGACAGGCAUGACGAGACGGCGUCGUUGACGGCAUUGGCCGGGUCGAUUGCGUCCAGUGCUUCGAGGGGACAAAGGAUGGAAGUGUUGGCGGACGUGACGAGCCACGUGGGCAAACGGAACUCGGUGAGCAGCGAAAGCGUGUCGGCCGUCGUGAGCAUGAUUUCCUCGGACAGGCACUCGGACGCGAGGUCGGGAGUCGUGGCCGUUUCCGACGACCGGGCCAGCAACGUGGCCCUGGCCGGCUCCGUCCUGUCCUACAGAGAUAAGUUUUUCAUGUCACACGAAAUUCCUUAUGAAGUCAAGUCGACUGAGGAAUCGAAAUUAAACGACGAGGUUUCUUGGAAGGGGAAUCUCGACUUGAGUUUCAAAAUUCGCAAACCUGAAUUGUUGAGCAGCGAGCAGGGCCAUCACGGCGAAGCUGUGUCUCUGAAGAGCGUGGACGCCACUGGCCCGCACGGCGGCGCCCAUGGAACCAACGCUUCAGUGUCGCCCGUGUCGUCCUUCUCAACCGGCGACGAAAUAUUCUUUGGACGCCGUUCCGUGACCCGCGGGUCCGCGAGGAAAGGGUUUCUCGAUAGACAAUUGAGCUUAGAUUCCGGCAGCCUGGAAGAACGGGUGCGGUUCGACGAGAACGUCAGUUUCAUCGACGACCACGGAGACGGCCAGAUUCUCGAAGACGUGGAAGCUGAAGAACUCGAGGCCAGGCGCCAGUUUUCCCCGAGUGGCGGCUCCAACCACGCGGACCUGGAAGACCUGAUUGUGCGCAUGAUUUGCGACAAAGGACUCGAUCCCUGCGUCGACAAUGAUGACGAGACGACGACGACCGACGAGUCUGUGCAUGCGAAGGUCAACCGACAGAAACACGGAUCUGGCCCUUGAGAGUUGACCCCUUUUUUCUUGGAAAAUCUUCUUUUUUUCUUAAUUAUGAAUUUUUUUUUUCGAGGGCUGUUCAGAAGGAGGGAGUAGCAAUAAACGUAUUCCCUCCCCUUGCCUGCUUUUUAGUUCCCGAAUUUUCUGAGCAGCCCUUGUGAUAUGUCCCAAGAGAGAGAGAUUAAUAAGUUGAGAGUGUCCAGAAAGUUGCCGGGUGUUGUGGAAUAAUUUGGGAACUCGUGCGGAUUGUCUACCUAUAUUUCAUCAAUGACUAGUCGGUUUUAGUGUGAGUAGAUGUCACUGGUAGUUACAGAAUGGCAUUUCGAAUUUAUAUACCGAUUCAACGCGAUUUUGGGGUUAUUUGUAUUAGUGGAAGAAGAACAAAGAAGGAAGAACAGAAGUAGGUUUUUUUGAAUUAGAUUAGUUUGUCAAAUCUAUUGUCGUGGUAUUUUUUUUUAGAUGCGCUUUUUAGAAGGUAAUCCCAGUCUUGAGAAAAUCUGUUGGAUUGUAAUGGUUGUUCCUGUGGAGAGUUCGCGGUAUUUGGCAUUUGCUGUUAUUUUCUAUAUAUAAAAAAGUUCUGCAUGUAAUUAACAACCAAUUUCGAUGCACUUUUGCAUACAUAUCAUCCCAAGAUUUGAAAUGCGUUUGAUAACCCUUUUUUUCCAUAUCGACGGUAAUUUUCUGGACACUCUGUAUGCUUAGAGAGAGACAGAGAAGCUCGAUGUCGCUUUAUGGAUUUUUUGUUUUUUGUGCCCGAGGCGGCAUUUUGAGGGAAAGUCGAAAUGUAGCUGCGCAUUCCUGUUGUGUUUUAAAAAUAAUCCCGUGUCAUUUUGUGGAGAAAAGUUUUUGUUCUGUGAUAAAAAAACGAAGAAGAAAUUAACGUCUCGCUUCCGCUGCGAAAAUCGUCGAUUUUUUUUUUUUCUUGCUAGCAUUCCCUCCCCCGUGUUCUCCUGAAAUUUACUUGGAUUGCAGCGGUGGUGAUGAUUGAUGGAUUGUGAAUCGGGAUUUUUUUUUUGUUCGUUUGUCCAUGUGUUUUUUUAAUUUAAUUUGUGGGAAAAUGUUCCUUGGUAUAUAGUAUCGGAUUCUUGUUGUGGAGCAGGAAAGGAAAGAAACCCUAUAUUUGAGGAUGCGUGGUUGAGAUCACGCUUUUUCUGUGCUGCUUAUUUUUCGUUCGUCUGAUUUGAUCUUUUUCUCUUUUUUUUUUUGCGACGUGAGUGCUGAUUUUCUGUGAAGUUUAUCGGUGGUUUUUGUUGUUGUUGUUGGUUCGAUGUUCAACCCGGAUUGAGUGUUUUGCUGGAAAAUAAGAAAUGUAAGCGGAAUCACUGAA
Messenger RNA from Notodromas monacha, 3939 nucleotides. NCBI's taxonomy places the organism in Eukaryota, Metazoa, Arthropoda, Ostracoda, Podocopida, Cyprididae. The record is from the annotation of a GenBank genome assembly.